AUGCUCGACGAUGAACGUGUAACUUUUCUUGUGCCCGGUGGACGACAUGCCGAUGCGAGUUGCUCUUGCCCCGAGUGUCAUAGUCUGCUGGUGGAUGUUGACAUCAAAGCAGAACUUUUUGAUGGGGCGUCAGGCCUCGCAACCAAUCGGCUUGACUCCAGUGUCGAAUCGCGGACGCCGCCCUAUUCCAAGCUGGUCCAGAAUCUGCACCACGUACGACGACUGCUACCGAAGCGACCUCUUACUCUUGCCGAGAAGAUCUUGUUCUCACACCUCGACAAUGCCGAGGACUCAUUAUUGCAAGGCACCAACAAUGGCACACAUAUACGGGCCAAGGCCACCCUGAAGCUCAACCCAGACAGGGUUGCUAUGCAAGAUGCGAGUGCUCAGAUGGCCUUGUUGCAGUUCAUGAGCUGUGGAAUGCCCACCACUGCUGUGCCUGCGAGUAUACAUUGCGACCACAUGAUCGUGGGUGAGAAGGGCGCAGAUAUCGAUGUGCCAAACAGCAUCAAGGGCAACAAGGAGGUCUAUGAUUUCUUGGAAAGUGCAGGCAAGAAGUAUGGAAUCGAGUUUUGGCCACCGGGCGCCGGCAUCAUCCACCAGACAGUGCUGGAGAACUACUCUGCACCCGGCUUGAUGAUGCUUGGCACAGAUAGUCACACACCGAACGCGGGAGGUCUUGGUGCUAUCGCGAUUGGUGUAGGAGGCGCUGAUGCCGUGGACGCCAUGGUUGGCGCUCCAUGGGAGCUUAAGGCACCCAAGAUCCGUGGUGUUAGACUCGUCGGCCAGCUCAGUGGAUGGGCUUCGCCAAAAGACGUGAUUCUUGCGCUUGCUGGCAAGCUGACGGUGCGAGGCGGUACAGGAUACAUUACUGAGUACUUUGGACCUGGUGUCGAAACACUGUCAUGUACAGGCAUGGCCACUAUUUGCAACAUGGGUGCCGAGGUCGGUGCGACCACAUCUAUCUUCCCGUAUACUCCUUCAUCACAUGGCCCAUAUCUCCAGUCAACGCACCGUGCAUCGAUCGCCGAGCAAGCUGAUGCGAUUGCGGCCUCGCCUGGACCACACAACCUACUCAGACCCGACUCAGACUGCGAGUAUGACGAAGUAGUUGAGAUCAACCUUUCUGAAUUGGAACCUCACAUCAAUGGACCUUUCACCCCCGAUCUCUCUACUCCCCUUUCAGGGUUCAAGGAGGCAGUAGAGAAGAACCGAUGGCCAUCGACCUUUGGUGCCGGUCUCAUUGGUAGCUGCACCAACAGUUCCUACGCCGACAUGACUCGCGCCGAAUCCCUCGUUCAGCAAGCACAUGCUGCCGGACUCAAGCCAAAGGCCGACUUCUUCAUCACUCCUGGUAGUGAGCAGAUUCGAGCCACCUUGGAGCGAGACGAUACUCUUGAUACUUUCACUGAAGCAGGAGGCGUUGUUCUCGCCAACGCAUGUGGACCUUGCAUUGGAAUGUGGACGCGCACAGACGGUGUUGAGAAGGGCGAGGAUAAUGCCAUUUUCACAUCUUACAACCGCAACUUCCCGGGCCGAAAUGAUGGCAAUCGGCAGACCAUGAACUUCUUGGCAUCGCCCGAACUUGUCACCGCCAUGUCGUAUGCUGGCCGCACUGACUUUAACCCGAUGACAGACUCCAUCAAGACACCUUCUGGCGAGGAGUUCCGCUUCCAACCACCCCAAGGUACUGAUUUGCCAGCCGCCGGUUAUGCUUCUGGAAAUGCCCUCUUCCGCCCUACCGAGCCCGUACCUAACGCCAGCAUACCCAUCUCUGUUGACCCCAAUUCCACCCGUCUCGAGCUGCUAGAGCCAUUUGAGCCCUUCCCAGAGGGCGAACUUACUGGACUAAAGGUACUUGUCAAGGUCAAAGGACAGUGCACCACAGACACAAUCUCUGCUGCCGGGCCAUGGCUUAAGUACAAGGGACACUUGACCAACAUUAGCGAAAAUACUCUCAUUGGCGCCGUCAACGCCGAGACUGAGGUCGUAAACCAAGUCAGCGAUGUUGACGGGCAGACGUAUACCAUUCCUGAGCUUGCUAAGAAAUGGAAGUCUCAAAAUCAGCCAUGGCUCGUUGUCGCUGAGCACAAUUACGGGGAGGGAUCUGCCAGAGAGCACGCAGCACUCCAACCUCGCUUCCUGGGUGGUAAGAUCAUCCUGACCAAGUCCUUCGCGCGCAUCCACGAGACGAACUUGAAGAAGCAAGGCGUCAUUCCUCUUACAUUUGAAAAUGAGGCAGACUAUGAUAAGAUGGCCGGCUGCGACGAAGUCUCAACCGAAGGUCUCUACGACGUGCUCAAGGGCGGCGAUGGCCCUAUCACUCUGAUCGUCAAGAAGAAAGACUCAGGCGAGACUCAUCGCGUACCAGUCAAGUACAAUCUGUCUCCUGACCAGAAGAAGUUCAUACUGGCAGGAUCAGCAUUGAAUCUGCUGGCACAAAAGAGCAAACAGAAGCAAGCGCAGUCCUAG
This is a messenger RNA of Pseudocercospora fijiensis CIRAD86, 2472 nucleotides long. RefSeq lists its product as uncharacterized. Lineage: Eukaryota; Fungi; Ascomycota; Dothideomycetes; Mycosphaerellales; Mycosphaerellaceae. Gene Ontology annotation, cellular component: mitochondrion; cytosol. The record is from RefSeq and is a predicted model, not a curated record. Gene Ontology annotation, biological process: tricarboxylic acid cycle. The transcript has 3 exons. The coding region runs from base 1 to 2472 and encodes 823 amino acids. Gene Ontology annotation, molecular function: aconitate hydratase activity; 4 iron, 4 sulfur cluster binding.